Molecule: messenger RNA, 921 nt
Organism: Coffea arabica (coffee)
Lineage: Eukaryota; Viridiplantae; Streptophyta; Magnoliopsida; Gentianales; Rubiaceae
Source: RefSeq, a predicted model, not a curated record
AUGGAGGGCACUCGUAGUGGACGAGGCCGUGGACGUGGAAGUAGGCAACCCUCUGAUAGAGGUACUGCGGAAACCUCGACUGGACCAAACCCUGAACCUAGGGUAGAUCCGAAUGUCCAGAUAGUUGCCGCUAUGCAGCAAAUGACCGACUUACUGGCCAAUGUAGUGCAACAACAGGGCCACAACCCUAACCCACCUGUCGGGAAUCCCAGAAACCCUGGGAACCAUGUCGAGAGCGAGGAUCGAGCCCUCGAAAGGUUCCAAAAGUUCUCCCCAUCGAAGUUUUUGGGAGGGCCCGAUCCAGACGUGGCCGAGCAGUGGCUGGAGAAGAUGAUAGAUAUUUUUUCCGUCCUACACUACUCGGAAGAGAGGCAAGUUACUUUUGCGGUUUUUCAGCUUGAAGGAGCCGCUCGUUCUUGGUGGAACAUUAUACGAACUAAGUGGGAGAGAGAACAGACACCAAGAACAUGGGUGAACUUCGUAAGGGAGUUCAAUGCCAAAUACUUUCUACCAUUGGUCCAGGAGAAGAAGGAAGACGAAUUCAUCCGACUUCGCCAAGGCACCCAAUCAGUGGCUGAAUAUGAGAGCCAGUUCACCCGCUUGUCCAAAUUCGCCCCUGAACUUAUUUUAACCGAACAAAGGAGGGCGAGACGUUUCCUUCAGGGGCUUAACGUAGAGAUACAAAAGGAUUUGGCUGUGGCCCAAAUCACUACAUUUAGUGAUGUUGUUGAGAAAGCUUUACGAUCUGAGAACGCAAGGCUCCAAGUGAGAAAUUUUCAAAAUAAAAAACGUGAAUUUUCUGGGAGUAGCUCCACUCAAGGGAAUAAGAGUACCCCUCCCAAAUUUGGAAGGGGAAUUGGAGGAGGACGAUUUCCGGGUACGGCAAGAGGGACUCCGCCAAGAGGUGGCCAGACGAGAUGA